Molecule: messenger RNA, 1275 nt
Organism: Camellia sinensis
Lineage: Eukaryota; Viridiplantae; Streptophyta; Magnoliopsida; Ericales; Theaceae
Source: RefSeq, a predicted model, not a curated record
AUGUCGGACUACUUUCCCGAAGAGGUAUUGAUCGAAAUUCUCUCCAGAUUACCUGUAGAAUCUCUGCUUCGAUUCACUUGUGUGUCGAAACCAUGGCGAUCUCUCAUCACCAGUCCUAGUUUUAUCAAUACCCACCUCAACAAGUCCACCAACAACACUCUUACUCACUUGCUUCUACUCAAAUACACUUGUCUCAAUCCCAAUCAAGAACACUACUCAUUGCGUUUCGAUAACAAAACCUUCAACCACUACGCCCAAUUCACUUCUCCAUUCAAAACCCACUUCUAUUUCAGGGUUGUUGGUACUUGUAAUGGCUUGGUUUGUCUCUCCGACGAUCGGUUUGGUGACAAACAAAAUAUAAUCCUUUGGAACCCUAUGAUUCGAAGGUAUGUGGCCCUUCCAAAACCCAGUCUUUCUCUCGAUUCCUAUAGUCCUUACAUGUCUGUUCUAUUUGGCUUCGAUUUGCGAACCAAUGACUAUAAGGUAGUUAGAAUUUCUCACUUUGAGAGGCGAAAAAAUGCAAUUCCUCUUCCUAAAGUUAAGGUUUACUCGCUUAAAAUCGGUUCUUGGAAAGCCCUGACUUGUCGUGAUCCUUCAUAUAAUAUGGUUGAGAAUUUCUGGGAACAUAUUGAGCUCCCGGAAAUAGUGGCUCCUACUUUCCCGUUGCAAUUGGGAGUUCAUUUAGUAGGGACUAUGAUCGCGGUGAGUUUUAUUGAUAAUAGUGCAAACCGUAAAUGUGUUUCCAUAUGGGUGAUGAAAGACUAUGGUGUUGUGGAGUCCUGGACGAAGCAAUAUAAUGUUGACUUAAUGCUGGUGUUUGGGACUAUGAUCGCGGUGAGUUUUAUUGAUAAUAGUGCAAACCGUAAAUGUGUUUCCAUAUGGGUGAUGAAAGACUAUGGUGUUGUGGAGUCGUGGACGAAGCAAUAUAAUGUUGACUUAAUGCUGGUGUUUGGUUUUAGGGAGAGUGGCGAAUUGCUUAUGGGCACUAGAGGUGGAGAUAUGGUUUCGUAUCAGCUUGAGAGCAAGCGCAUUGAGAAACAUGGUUUGCAUGGUGUCAAAGGCUCAUUUUAUGCCACUCCUUAUGUGGAGAGCCUUGUUUUGCUCGAUAGAUCAAAUGGGGACUUGCAAGGGCAAGUGAACAUUGAUCCUAUUUUGCCUAAAGUUACAAAUGAGGAAGAAGUAGAUGAGAGCACACUCGAAAUAGUCUUGAAGAGGAAUUUUCUUUUUGCAGCUUCUUAUAUUGGUAGCCUGUUGGAGCUCCUACUUCGGAAUUAG